UCCUCUCGCGGCUUCCUUUCCGUGAGCAAGGCGGCACUUGGAGCAAUAUUAUUAAUUUUUCAGCGUGGUUGCCUUCCUGAGCCGGCAAGAUGAGUGAGACCAGUGCCGUGGUGGAGAAAUCCCUGCGGUCUGUGUUUGUGGGAAACAUUCCGUAUGAGGCGACAGAAGAGAAAUUAAGAGAUAUAUUUAGUCAAGUUGGCCCAGUGCUGUCGUUCAAGCUUAUGUAUGAUCGAGAAAGUGGGAAACCGAAGGGGUAUGGUUUCUGCGAGUACAAGGACCAGGAAACAGCUCUCUCGGCAAUGAGGAACUUAAAUGGAUAUGAGAUUGGAGGGCGACCUUUGAGAGUUGACAACGCUUGCACUGAGAAGUCAAGGAUGGAGAUGCAGAGUUUAAUGAUGGGUCCGGUAGUGGAGUCGCCCUACGGAGCAGAAGUGGAGCCGAACAAGGCCCCGGAAGCGAUCAGCAAUGCCGUCGCCUCUCUCCCGCCGGAGCAGAUGUAUGAACUGAUGCGGCAGAUGAAGCUGUGUGUGAAGAACAACCCGCAGGAGGCUCGGACCAUGCUCAUGAACAAUCCGCAGCUGGCAUAUGCUUUGUUGCAGGCGCAGGUUGUGAUGCGAAUAAUUGACCCCAAAACAGCCGUACAGAUCCUUCACGGGGCACGGGAAGGCAUGGACGCUAUCCUCCCCACCACCGGGACCGCCCCCCCUCCUACCAUCCUACCCACCCCAUCGCAGGCCCCCAGCUAAGCGGGGGCCCCCAUACCCCCACCGACAUCAGGACCCCCUCCCCCGUCGAACCUCCCCACCAGGUACCCUCCUCCCAUGGCUGCUGGGCCGGGGAGCUUCCAGGGACCACCGCCUGGGCCGCCACCCCCUCGUGGACCCCCAUUCCAAGGGGGUGAUUUUGACAUGAGGCAGUUGGGGGUUGGCCCGCGUGGCCCCCCUCCCUCCGGCAAUGACCAGGACAUGAGGCUGCCUCCCCCUGGCAUGGGUGGACCCCCUCCCCCACAUGAGAACUAUGGGAGUGGACCUCACCAUGACUAUGACAACAGGCAAGCCAAGGAAACAGAAGGAAACGAUCGAUUCCAGCGCGAUCCACGGGGGGAGUUUGUGGACCAGAGGGGGGAGCAGAGGUUCAGGGAGCCCCCCCCACCCCCUCGCGACUCCAGGGACACCUUCCCCCCCAGGACCGACCCCAGAGAUGUCAGGGACAGAGACCGCGACCGCAGCUACAGGGACAGCCGGGGGUCAGGGGGCGACGGGGGGGGUCGUGAGGCAUCCAGGGACCCACGGGGCAGCGACAGGGACUACAGGAGCAACCCCGCCCCCGCCCCAGCCCCGCCAGCCCAAGAGAGCCGUGAUCCCAGAGCUUCAAGGGCCUCCUACCCCCAGGACAAAGAUUUCCGCAGUGGUACCAGCGCCCCCCUCCCUCCUAUGGGCGGCCCGACUCAGGCCCCCCCAAGAGGUGUGCCAGCCCCCCCCAGCACCUCCUCCUCCCUACCCACCAGUCUGGCCGGGCAGGAUCAAGAGAAGGCCAGCCUCAUCAUGCAAGUUCUACAGCUUUCCGACGAACAGAUUAAGAUGCUGCCCCCAGAACAGCGUGCCUCAAUCCUGCAGCUGAAGGAGCAGAUACAGCGUUCACAGCAUUGAACGGGGUAGUGGUGGUGGUGGUGGUGGUGGUGGUGGUGGUAGGCAGUAGCAGACUUGUUGUACUGUUGUGUGGAGAGAGAGAGAGAGAGAGAGAGAGAGA
Messenger RNA from Portunus trituberculatus (swimming crab), 1749 nucleotides. RefSeq names its product cleavage stimulation factor subunit 2-like (gene CstF64). The record is from RefSeq and is a predicted model, not a curated record. Gene Ontology annotation, molecular function: mRNA binding. Gene Ontology annotation, cellular component: mRNA cleavage and polyadenylation specificity factor complex. Gene Ontology annotation, biological process: mRNA 3'-end processing. Lineage: Eukaryota; Metazoa; Arthropoda; Malacostraca; Decapoda; Portunidae.